AUGGUCGUCUACUCGUUCUACAUCUUCGACAGGCACACCGAGUGCAUCUACUCCAAGUCCUGGCUGCCCCCUUCCCACGCCUCCUCCUCCUCCUCCUCCUCCGGCCCGACCAAUGUCACAACCACGACCGGCACCGGCACCGCGACCGCAGCAGCAGCAGCAGCCGGGGCGGCGGCGGGGCAGACGGCCAGCGGCGCGCGCAAAAAGUCCGCCGCGGACGACGCCAAGCUGAUCUUCGGCACCGUCUUCUCGCUGCGCAACAUGGUGCGCAAGCUGGGCGGCGACGACGACGCCUUCGUCGCCUACCGCACCGCCCACUACAAGCUGCACUACUACGAGACGGCGAGCAACCUGCGGAUGGUCAUGCUGACCGACCCGGCCACGCUGAGCAUGCGCAAUGUGCUGCACCAGAUCUACAUCAACCUGUGGGUUGAGUACGUGGUCAAGAAUCCGCUCUCGCCGGUCGAGCACAAGGGCGGCGCCGGCGUGCGGAACGAGCUGUUCGAGCUGGGGCUGGAUCAGUUCGUGAGAGGGUUGAUGUGA
Messenger RNA from Thermothielavioides terrestris NRRL 8126, 543 nucleotides. RefSeq lists its product as uncharacterized. The transcript has 3 exons. Lineage: Eukaryota; Fungi; Ascomycota; Sordariomycetes; Sordariales; Chaetomiaceae. Bases 1 to 543 code for a protein of 180 amino acids. Gene Ontology annotation, biological process: endoplasmic reticulum to Golgi vesicle-mediated transport. The record is from RefSeq and is a predicted model, not a curated record. Gene Ontology annotation, cellular component: TRAPP complex.